Quercus robur (English oak) is the source of this 1311-nucleotide messenger RNA. RefSeq names its product galactinol synthase 1-like. Bases 72 to 1085 code for a protein of 337 amino acids. The transcript is spliced from 4 exons. Gene Ontology annotation, molecular function: glycosyltransferase activity. Lineage: Eukaryota; Viridiplantae; Streptophyta; Magnoliopsida; Fagales; Fagaceae. The record is from RefSeq and is a predicted model, not a curated record.
CUAGCCUCUCUCUAUAAACUUCUAACCAAACCCACAUCCAAUAAUCUCAUAUUCUCAACAAAGCACACAUAAUGGCCCCUGAAGUGCCUGUAGAUGUGUUCAAAGGCACAAAGAAGGUCUCUACUGCUCUUAACAACGGCUACUCUAAGGGGGCUUUCAUAACAUUUUUGGCUGGUAAUGGUGACUAUGUCAAGGGGGUUGUUUGUUUGGCAAAGGGUUUGCGCAAAGUCAAAAGUGCAUACCCUUUAGUGGUUGCAAUGUUACCUGACGUGCCUGAGGAGCAUCGUGAGAUCUUGAGGUCUCAAGGUUGCAUCCUCCGCGAGAUCGAGCCUAUUUACCCACCUGAGAAUGAAGUUCAAUUUGCUAUGGCUCACUUUGUCAUCAACUACUCCAAACUUCGUAUUUGGAAUUUUGAGGAGUACAAGAAGAUGAUAUAUUUGGAUGCUGAUAUUCAAGUGUUUGAAAACAUAGACCAUCUGUUUGACACACCAGACGGCUACUUCUAUGCCACCAUGGACUGUUUUUGCGAGAAGUUAUGGAGCCAAUCACUGCAAUUCAAAAUUGGGUACUGCCAACAGUGCCCUGACAGGGUACCAUGGCCUGUUGACAUGGGUUCUCCACCUCCCUUGUACUUUAAUGCUGGCAUGUUCGUUUUUAACCCUAGCCGUUCGACUUUUGACAAGUUUCUUGAGGUCCUCUAUGCCACUCCGGUUACACCCUUCGCAGAGCAAGAUUUCCUGAAUAUGUUCUUCGAAAAAGUGUACAAGCCCCUCCCUCUGGAAUUCAACCUUGUUCUUGCUAUGUUAUGGCAUCAUCCUGAGAACAUAGACAUUGAGAAAGUUAAGGUGGCUCACUAUUGUGCUACUGGAUCAAAACCAUGGAGGUACACUGGCAAGGAACUUUACAUGGACAGGGAGGACAUCAAGAUGUUGGUGAAAAAAUGGUGGGAUAUUUAUAACGAUGAAUCCCUUGAUUUUAAGGGUGAAAACCCAGUUUCAGAGGAAGAGACAUUCUCAAAGUCUUACAUUAUGGCUUCCAUGCCUGAGCCCACCAUUUCCUAUAUUCGUGCUCCCACUGCUGCUUGAGUGUUAACUAAUAAGAAGAGAGAACUGUUGGAAGUUAGUAUUUUCACAGAAAAUACAUAUAUGAAGCUGCUUAAUAUAUGUGACCUUAUUAAUAUUAUAAGAAGUAUCUCUACUUCUAGUUGAAACUUGAUUGUAUAUCAUGAACUUUUAUUAAGAGACUUUCAUGUAUUACAUGUAUAUUCUGAAUGUGAUGUAUAUGCAUGCAUCUCUCUCUCUUCCUUUCCAA